Anopheles coustani is the source of this 1586-nucleotide messenger RNA. RefSeq names its product DNA-directed RNA polymerase III subunit RPC3 (gene Polr3C). The coding region runs from base 43 to 1569 and encodes 508 amino acids. The record is from RefSeq and is a predicted model, not a curated record. Gene Ontology annotation, molecular function: single-stranded DNA binding. Gene Ontology annotation, biological process: DNA-templated transcription. The transcript is spliced from 2 exons. Lineage: Eukaryota; Metazoa; Arthropoda; Insecta; Diptera; Culicidae. Gene Ontology annotation, cellular component: RNA polymerase III complex.
CCAGUUUUCCGGGAGAAUCCUUCGGAUGCAGUUGCAGCCAAAAUGUCCAUCCAGUUGGGUAAAUUAUGUUCCCGGAUCAUCGAACAGCACUUCGGGGAGGUUGUCCGUAUCGUGGCGGAUGAUCUUUUCGCAUCGAUCGCAAGACCCCUGUCGCAAAUAGUGCGAUCGACUGGCCUUACUAAAUCGGAGGUCUGUAAAUCAUUGGCCAUUUUACUAAAGUUUGGUCUGGCUGUAUUCAACCCGAACAAAGCUCAAACUGGCUACGAGUACCGGUUAAAUCACGAUCGCGUUGUGAUGAUUCUACGCUACCCUCGGUACAUGCAUUUAAUACAGACCAAAUUCGAUCAUGAAUCGGCCGUGCUGAUGGAAGAAUUGCUGCGCUGCGGAUCACAAUCUGCGUCGUACAUCAUCGUUAAAUCGAUGUCCAAUGUGGACACCAAAAACCGUAACACGUUAUCGUUGCUGCGUGAUAAAUUCACUAUACUUGCUCAGGAACAUUACAUUAUCCGGGCACCGGAACCGAAGGCAUGCGCGGAAAACGCUGAGCUGAUGGAGCUCUGCUACGAUAAUUCCAAUCCUUUUGCCAUGCCCGAGCUAGAUUUGCGCAUUCUGACCGAUCUGCACGAGGGAAAAGCCGGUGUAAAGGCGCCCGACGAGGACAUCAUCUGGCUGGUGAAUGUGGAGCGAUUUCACGUCGACUUCCGGGAUACCAUCAUGAUAAGCGCGAUUGAGCGCAUGAUUGACGCGAAUGCGGCCGAGGCCAUGAAAUACCUGCUGCAGUUGAUGGACGAACGAACCAAAUCUUGGGAAGCCGUUUCGAAUCCGAUCGCGCUCGCUGACCUCCGGCAAAGGUGUGAGAAAAAGUCGGCGAACGUUGAAAUGCUGCGCUAUCUGGAUCAGUACUUUUCCGUGAUGGAAUCGUAUGAGUUCCUCUCCAAGUGUGAUAGCAAAGGAGGUGGGCAAUUUACGGUGAACAUAAAGAAGAUUUACGAGCAACUAACCUGGGCGUGUAUUGAGAACAUCAUCGUCGAGAAGUACGGCUCGAAAGCGGCCCGCAUCUUCCGGGUCAUUCGUAUGAAGCGCUACGUUGAACAGGAGGAUAUACAGAAAGAAGCGAUGGUACCGGCCAAGGAAGCGAAACAACUUACCUACAAGCUGAUGGAGGAGAACUUUCUGCAGAUUCAAACGUUCCGCAAGCCAGGCGGUGGCAAUGCUGGUGCCCCAAAGUCGUUUUUCUUGUUCUACAUUAACCAGUCGCAAAUUGUGGCGAUGCUGUUGGAGAUCUGCUACAAAGCGCUAUACAAUUCCAUGACCCGCUCCACACACGACAAGACUGUUAACAAACGGCUGAUCGAAAAGAGCCAACGUUUGGAUAGUAUCGUUGAGACAAUGAAGGAGCGCGGGGAAUCGGAGGCCUACAUUAAUGAAAUCCUCGAAACACUGACCCCACCGGAGCAAGAGAUCCUGCAAAAGGUCAAACUACGAGUGAAAAGCCUUUACAGUGCCGAGAUAGGCAUAGACGAAACCAUUUUCAUUCUCAAAUUGUACCAAGAGUAUCAAAAUAAAUAGUUAAACUCUAUUUGAAA